UUUGGUAUUUCUGUGGAGCACAGUAGUAGCUGGGACAGGUUUGUUGUCCGAGGAGGUCAAAAAUACAAGUCUCCUGGAAAAGCUUAUGUGGAAGGCGAUGCUUCAAGUGCUAGCUACUUCUUGGCUGGAGCGGCCGUCACAGGUGGAACUGUCACUGUUGAAGGUUGUGGGACAAGUAGUUUACAGGGGGAUGUCAAAUUUGCUGAGGUUCUUGAGAAAAUGGGAGCAGAAGUUACGUGGACAGAGAACAGCGUCACAGUCAAAGGACCACCAAGGAAUUCUUCUGCAAUGAAGCAUUUGCGUGCCAUUGAUGUGAACAUGAAUAAAAUGCCUGAUGUUGCUAUGACACUUGCUGUAGUUGCACUUUUUGCCGAUGGUCCCACUGCUAUAAGAGACGUUGCUAGCUGGAGAGUCAAGGAAACUGAGCGCAUGAUCGCCAUAUGCACAGAACUUAGGAAGUUGGGAGCAACUGUUGAAGAAGGGCCAGACUACUGCAUAAUCACCCCACCUGAAAAAUUAAAUGUGACCGAAAUUGAUACAUACGACGAUCACAGAAUGGCCAUGGCUUUUUCUCUUGCUGCUUGUGCAGAUGUUCCGGUCACCAUCAACGACCCUGGCUGCACUCGGAAAACCUUCCCAAACUACUUUGAUGUCCUACAGCAGUACUCCAAGCAUUGAAACCGCUUCACUAUGUUGUAGAGUGUAAGAAAGAACAGGUAAAAGAAUUUAGUUCUUGUACAAGACGGGCUAUAACUGGUAUCUGAACCACUCUGGUGUUGACUUCAGAUCAGAAGGGCAUCGAUCCAAGGCUUCGAACUCUUUAAUUA
Nicotiana tabacum (common tobacco) is the source of this 827-nucleotide messenger RNA. The record is from RefSeq and is a predicted model, not a curated record. NCBI's taxonomy places the organism in Eukaryota, Viridiplantae, Streptophyta, Magnoliopsida, Solanales, Solanaceae.